Coprinopsis cinerea okayama7#130 is the source of this 1218-nucleotide messenger RNA. Its product is annotated as transcription initiation factor tfiid 55 kDa subunit. The transcript is spliced from 6 exons. Gene Ontology annotation, cellular component: transcription factor TFIID complex. Gene Ontology annotation, molecular function: RNA polymerase II general transcription initiation factor activity. The record is from RefSeq and is a predicted model, not a curated record. Lineage: Eukaryota; Fungi; Basidiomycota; Agaricomycetes; Agaricales; Psathyrellaceae. Bases 1 to 1218 code for a protein of 405 amino acids. Gene Ontology annotation, biological process: RNA polymerase II preinitiation complex assembly; transcription initiation at RNA polymerase II promoter.
AUGGACGCAAGUACGAGUGGAAAUGAGAGGACAACGAGGAGCGCAGUCGCAAGAGCAAAGGGUGGUGCACCGAAAUUGAAGCUCAAAUUGGGAGAGAAGUCGGCCGCACAGGCACCUGGGAUGUCUUUCCUUGGGGCGUAUGAUCGUGAGCUCGACUCGGACGACGAGGACUUGUCGUUUGAAGAGCAGUUCAUAUUGCGCUUCCCGCCCGGGGAAGACCUGGAGAAGUUGAGGAAGAUGGUUGCGAACAGGGAGGUUAGCAAUGACGUUUGGUUCAAGUUCAAAGACUCUAGAAGGGCGGUAUUCCAUAUAGGCAACAACCUGUACUCUGCCAAACUGGUCGAUCUGCCAUGUAUCAUCGAAUCCCAGAAAACUCUGGACAACAAGCAGAUGUUCAAAGUUGCAGACAUUUGUCAAGCACGUACCAACAUGCUAGUAGUGGAGGAUAAAAUCCAAGAUGAAAGCCAGGUGGCCAACCAGCGCAACUUCAAUAUCGACGACUUUGUCUGGCCCCACGGAAUCACUCCUCCUCUACAUCACGUUCGGAAACGACGGUUCCGGAAACGCGUGAACCGGAGAACAAUUGAGAGUGUGGAACAAGAAGUAGAGAGGUUGCUGGAAGAGGAUGCCGCUGCAACAGAAGUCAAGUAUGAACAGGAAGCUCCCCUUGACGCACCCACACCCGCGGUGUCCGAUCUAGGUGAAGCCGCAACGCCAGGUGCUGACCUAGGCGAAGAAUAUGACGAAGAACCCGAAGAGAACGAAGAAGAGGAGGAAGAGCAGGAGGGUGACAUUGACGAGGAGUUGGCGGCAGAGCUUGACCUUGCUUUGGGCGACGAGGAGGAAGUGGAAGAGGAAGGUGAAGAGGAGGAAUCGAGCGAAGAAGAGGAAGACGAGGAUGAGGAUGACGAAGAGGCGCAGGCAAGGCAGUUAUUGAACGAGGAAAUCAGGGACCUCCAGGCCGCUGUAGCUAAGAAGGAGAAUGAGAUUACCAGCUCUGCAAAUCCUUUGCUAAAGAAACGAUUCCAGGAUGCUCUGAAGAAGUUGACUGCAGACCUGGAGCUCAAAAUCUCGCAACGUGACGAAAUGAGAGAAAAGCAGCGGUUGAAGAAAGAGGGAGGGGAUCAAGGAGGACAGGCAGGCCCAAAUGCCAACCAGGCUGAGGAUGACGACGACGAUCUCUUCGGAAAUGAUGACAUGGAAAUGGACAUUGGUUAA